AUGGCAGAGGGCGUAGAGGAGGGGGACUCACACAUGGAGGAGCUGGACCACGGCUUGGGGAUGGAGGAGACGGUCCACAGCCCGCAGAGGAGACCUUCGCUGAAGGAGAGCUACCACAGCGACUCCCUGCUGGCACCGGACACCGACUUCAUGACAGAUGACCGCAGCUCAGCCAGUGGCCUGGAUGUGGUGGAUCGGCUCACCUAUCUGGAGCAGAGGAUGCAGAUGCAGGAAGAUGAAAUCCAGCUGUUGAAGAUGGCCCUGGCAGAUGUUCUCAAGAGGCUCAACAUCUCUGAAGAGCACCAAGCAGCUGCUGCUGGUGGCAGGAGAACAUCAGGUGCUAAAGCCCGGCCAGUGUCUCUGGCUCUGCCGUCCAGGCCCUCUCUGGUGCCCUCCAGCGCUGCCUCCCUGAAGAAGAGCACCACGCUGCCCUCCAGCUCCACAGCCAGGAACUACAGCCCCACACCCCCCCGCAGUGGUGUGUGGAGCCCAGCCAGUAGUGUGAAGGACAGUCCAGGUAAGACCACCAAACGCCCCACCUCUACAGCCUCCACAGCCUCCACAGCCGCUACAAGUAAGAAGCCUCAGGAAGGCAAGUCCAAGGAGCCGGCAGCAGUGAGUGGAGGGACAAGCCGUGUGACACACUGCAAAGUGACUAUGCAGAUCUAUCUGAGCCCCCUAACAAGAAGGACUGGAUCUUCUGAAUUCACCAAAUCUAACUCCGCGGUGCCUGCCAACUGCGGCUCGGCUGCACCUAACAACCCUCAGGCGAAGGGCGGCGGCAAGCCCGGGGCGAAGAAGACGAGCCCGUCCUUCAUCUUAAACCUGCAGAAAACCACAAUUAGCCAGAGCACAGCACAGCACGACUUUUCCAGCUACAAGAGCCCCGUCAAAUCGCCCAGCCAGUAUUUCCAGAUUUGUUACUGAGGCGGGAGGGCCGAGAAAGAUUUGCCAGAAUGUAUCCCUGCUUUCAUGUUUACUGAACCAAAUCAAAUGGUUAAACACCCGUUUCUAAAUUGGGGCAUUAAGUGGCUGUUAACAGUGUUAGGUUUGAAGGUGCCUGCUACACAUACUGGUAGGUUCAGAGCAACGUCUAUUUACAUGAUAACCCAUGCUAAUACAAGAAAUGUGUGAGUUAACAAAUAACAAACUGAAAGGCAUACUUGAUUGAUACCCUGGUCUUUACCUUUUAAACUUACCAAGUAGUUUUUGCACGUAAACCGAACAAAAUUGGAAACGUUUCAUAACAUUGCUCCCUCUGAAGCAUCAGUGAUUGUAAAAACGACUGCUAACAACCAUUUAAUGGCCUGAUAACGUUUGAAACGGGUGUUAUUAAAAGCCUCAUUUAACCAAUCGAACAUAAACGGCGAUAAAGACUUUCUUCCAAUGUUGAAAGAACAAGAAAUACAAUUUUGAAAUGAGUUCACUUCUGACUAGAUUUUCCUCUGAAUCUGUGCUGCUUUAACGUAUCUGCAACAUCAGUUCUUACAGCUUUCCAGAACAUUUACACUAACACGUUUGUUAAUGCAGUGUUUGAUUGCAGGAUUAUAUAUUUCAAAGAUAGUAAAGCAUGACAGCUCUAGUGCUUUUUUUAGCCUCCUCCGAAACCAUAGUAGUCAUUAAUCCUUUUCACACAUACAGUACCUGCGUUUGUUUUACCGAACGCUUGUACUGUUAAUGUUACUGCAACGCUGUGUGUCUUUAGUCGUCUUAGAGCGCGUUGUUUUUGAUGUCAAUGAGUGUGUGUGUCUGAGUUUUUCUCAUUCCUGUGUGCUGUA
Notothenia coriiceps (black rockcod) is the source of this 1778-nucleotide messenger RNA. Its product is annotated as echinoderm microtubule-associated protein-like 1. The record is from RefSeq and is a predicted model, not a curated record. The transcript has 7 exons. NCBI's taxonomy places the organism in Eukaryota, Metazoa, Chordata, Actinopteri, Perciformes, Nototheniidae. The coding region runs from base 1 to 927 and encodes 308 amino acids.